Phyllostomus hastatus (greater spear-nosed bat) is the source of this 4393-nucleotide messenger RNA. It is a transcript of the gene TLR5, whose product is annotated as toll like receptor 5. Lineage: Eukaryota; Metazoa; Chordata; Mammalia; Chiroptera; Phyllostomidae. Gene Ontology annotation, molecular function: transmembrane signaling receptor activity; protein binding. The coding region runs from base 870 to 3455 and encodes 861 amino acids. The record is from RefSeq and is a predicted model, not a curated record. The transcript is spliced from 6 exons. Gene Ontology annotation, biological process: immune response; inflammatory response; toll-like receptor signaling pathway. Gene Ontology annotation, cellular component: membrane.
UUGUGCCAAGUAGGUGGGACGCAGGGGAACGCGGCUGUGUAGAAAUCCCUUGCUUUCUCACCUUUGAACAGUCUUUUACCGGACUUUGUUUUCACUUUAUCCCCGCCCACGAAGGGGCAGGUGCCUUCACUGUCUUCCUUGGAAGAACGAGACAGCUGCCUCCAGCAGAGGCCUGGAAGUCCCAGACGGCGCCUGAGCUGACCUUGAGCAAGCCUUGAGCCCCCCACCCCUAGCACGGGGGACAGCAGCGGGGCAGAGGCGCCGAGCGAGGUAAACAGGUGGUUUCUAAAAGGAAGGCGUUUCUGGUGAGAUGCCGUUGGGGAAACGACGGGUGUCUACUUAAGCAAGCAAGAAAUAACGGAGACUCGUGCCUCAGUAACUGCUUUUCUGGCUUGGGCUCUGCGGUGUCCUCAGAUGCCCACACUGAGGCUUCCCGGGGAGAAGUCAGAACUGCUACGGUUGCUAUUGUACAGGCGAUUAAACUGGUGCUCCAGAAGGGAAAACAAAAGCCCUUUCUCCCGAUUCACUGGGAAACACCGCCCAGCACUGACUCUGUGCUGAACCUCCCAUAGUCUAGGAGCUAACGUCCUUCAACAACCAAGUACCUGCCUUUGCCCCCGGACUAAGAAGAGCAUGUGAGAAGCACCUUGUGUUAGGACUGGGAGUCUCUGCAGGGAUCUUGCCAUCUGGUUGCAUGAGAGGAGAAUCCAUUCUGAUGCUCGGAUAAAACGGCAGCUGCAAAACUGGCAGUGACCUGGGGGCCAAGAACAGAGGUCAGCAAACUGUGGCAUUUGGACGGCAAAGCCUAAGAUAUUUGUCAUCUGACCCCUUACAGGAAAAGCUUUCCGAGUCCCGUCACAGAACAUAACAUGGGGAUCAUGGGAGAUCACCUUGACCUUGUCUUAGGAGUGGUGCUCAUGGCCAGUCCGGUGCUUGGAAUUGCUCCCUGCUCCUCUGACGGUCGGAUUGCCUUGUAUCGCUCCUGCAACCUCACCCAGGUGCCCCAGGUGCCCAACACCACUGAGAACCUCCUGCUAAGCUCCAACUACAUCGAGAACGUCACAGCCUCCUCCUUCCCCUUCCUGGAGCAGCUGCGCCUGCUGGAGCUUGGGGCCCAGAAGACCUCCUUCUCCAUUCACAAAGAAGCCUUCAGAAACCUGCCCAAUCUUAGGGUCUUGGACUUGGGCGACAGUCGGCUAGACUUCUUGCACCCAGAGGCCUUCCAGGGGCUGCCCCAUCUGUUCGAACUCAGGCUUUUUCACUGUGAUCUGUCCGACGCGGUAUUAAAAGAUGGUUAUUUCAAAAACUUAGCGUCUUUGUCUCACCUGGACCUGUCCAAAAAUCAGAUUCACAGCCUUUCCCUCCAUCCUUCAUUCCGGGAACUAAAUUCCUUGGAGUCCAUCGACUUUUCCCUCAAUGAAGUACCCACGCUGUGUGAGCACGAACUCCAGCCACUCCACGGGAAAACACUCUCCUCCUUGAAGCUUGCUUCCACUCACGUGUACAGCAAGGUCUCGGUGGACUGGGGCAGGUGCACGAACCCAUUCCGAAACAUGGUCCUAGACACCCUCGAUGUCUCGGGCAAUGGCUGGACCGUGGGCAUCGUCAGCAACUUCAGCCACGCCAUCCGUGGCAGCCAGAUUGCCAACCUGGUGCUUGCCCACCACAUUAUGGGGCCUGGGUUUGGCUUCCGUAACAUCAAAGACCCCGACCGGAGCACGUUCACCGGCCUGGCCAGGAGCUCAGUGAGAGGCCUGGACCUCUCACAUGGAUACAUCUUCUCCCUGAACUCCCGGCUCUUGGAGACCCUCAUGGAGCUGAAGCUUCUGAACCUUGCCCACAACAAGAUAAACCACAUUGCAGAUGGGGCGUUUUAUGGGCUCAGCAGCCUCCAAGUUCUCAACAUGUCUUAUAACCUUCUGGGGGAACUGUACGAUUCUAACUUCCACGGGCUCCCAAGCGUCACCUACAUUGACCUGCAGAAGAAUCACAUCGGGAUCAUUCAGGACGAUACAUUCACAGCCCUGAAAAGCUUACAGACCUUGGACCUCCGGGAUAAUGCUCUGAAGACGACUAGUUCCAUCCCAAGCAUCUCUACGAUCUUCCUGGGUGGCAACAAACUGGCGACUUUCCGAGACACCAGCCUCACCACCGACUACAUCCAGCUAUCUGACAACAGGCUGGAGAAUCUGGACGAUCUCUACUUCCUGCUCCAGGUCCCUCGGCUCCGGACUCUCAUUGUGAAUCAAAACCGGCUUUCCCGUUGUGCCCAAACCCGUGCGCCUUCGGAGAGCCCCAGCCUCGAACAGCUUCUCCUGGGAGGAAAUAUGUUGCAGCUUGCCUGGGAGACCGGGUCCUGUUGGGAUGUGUUCAAGGGGCUUUCCCGUCUCCAGGUCCUGUUCUUGAAUGAAAACUACCUGACUUUCCUUCCGCCGGGAGUGUUUCGCCAUCUGGUUGCGUUAAGGGGGCUCAGCCUCAGCUUCAACAGGCUGAGUGUGCUUUCUCCUGGCGACCUGCCCCCUAAUUUAGAGAAGCUGGACGUGUCCCAGAACCAGCUCCUCACUCCCGAUCCUACUGUAUUAGCCUCGCUUAGUGCCGUGGACCUAAGCCACAACAAGUUCAUCUGUGAGUGUGAACUUAGCGCCUUCAUCAGGUGGCUCAACCAAACCGACGUCGCCAUAUUUGGGUCUCACGCAGACAUGUACUGCACGUACCCCGACUUGCUGUCUGGGACGCCUCUCCACUCUCUGUCCACAGAGGGCUGUGAUGAGGAGGAAAGCAUGCAGUCCCUAAAGUUCUCCCUUUUCAUCUUAUUCACCGUCACUUCGACGCUGUUCCUCGUGACCGUCGUCGUCAUCACGAGGUUCCGGGGCGCUUGUUUCUCCUGUUACGAGACGGCCCAGAGACGGGUGUUCAGGGACCAGGGCAGCACGAGAGAGUCCGACAGGUACAGAUACGAUGCCUACUUGUGCUUCAGCGGCAAAGACUUCGAGUGGGUGCAGAACGCUCUGCUGAAACACCUGGACGCCCAGUACAGCGACCGAAACAGAUUGCACCUGUGCUUUGAAGAAAGAGACUUCACGCCAGGGGAAGACCACGUGGCCAACAUCCACGACGCCGUGUGGAGCAGCAGGAAGACUGUCUGCCUUGUGAGCAGACACUUCCUUAGAGAUGGCUGGUGCCUGGAGGCCUUUAGCUACGCCCAGAGCAGGGGCCUUGCUGCCCGCGACAGCGCCCUCAUCAUGGUGGUGGUCGGGUCCUUGUCUCAGUACCAGCUGAUGAGACAUGAGUCCAUCAGAAGCUUUGUGCAGAAACGGCAGUACCUGCGGUGGCCGGAGGAUCUCCAGGACGUUGGCUGGUUUCUUAACAAACUCUCUCAACACAUACUAAAAAAGGGAAAGGAGAAGAAGAAAGACAGUAGUAGCAUUCCGUUGCAAGUUGUAGCAACCAACUAACUCCCAGUCAAAGGAGUUGUUUUUGACUGAUCUCAAGCCACAGAUAACUCUCCCCCGCUUAGUGGCACAUUUGGGGGGUCCUUUUUGAAGUUUCUUUUCCCUACUAUGAAAAAAAACAUAAGGCUCUUGAUUUGCAUAGCAACGCUCCAUGGGUUUUCUCUCAGAGUCAGUAAUGCCGUUCUCUCCCAGUGCAUCAGCUGCAGAAUAUCUCCCGGUCAUGGGAAGGUGUGCUUUCCCACAGAGGACAGGCACCCAGUGUCCAGCGUCCAGUUCCAGAAGGUGCUGGCCAGUGACCCCGAGCCCUCUGAGCUCUGCAGGACAACACUAGUAGAAAACAAACAGAAAAAGAGGCACGUUUCCUACUUGCGCUGUGGGAAAAGUGUCCUUGCUGGGUCAAGGUCAUGCUCAGUCUCAGGGAUGAGAGGUGGCACCAAAGAAGCUGGGAUGAGAACAACCAGAUCUCUUCCUGUGCUCACCUUUGGCUCCUCCCCAUGGAACCCUCGUGGGCCAUGAACCUUCUCUUUGGCAGGUAACCCUUCAUUCAGCCCCGCACUGAAGACUUUCCAUGGUUCGGCACCAGCCUACCUCAGCUUUCUUUCUUUGUUUUUUUUUAUCAUUUAUCAGCCCCUCAGGCUCUUGCAGAAAGGACUGAGCCUUGGGACCCAGAUCCUGGUUUGAGUUCUGAAGCUGCCGCUCAUUCUCUCGAUGACCUUGGGCACGUGGCACGCCCCUGACGGGCCUCAGGGUGUUCACCUGUCGGCACGGCUGUACCUGCCUCAUCGAGUUGCCGUGAAGAUCGGAUGCGCAGAGGAUGCUGGGGCUUCUCAGGCCUUGUCCUGAGCUGCCCCGGGGGCCACAGGAGGGUGCAAACACGCAGGGGCCUCCAGGACAGAGUCAGAAUUCCUUGGAGGUUGUAUCUGUUUGGUCCUAAAAGAAAC